Seriola dumerili (greater amberjack) is the source of this 5024-nucleotide messenger RNA. It is a transcript of the gene slc38a12, whose product is annotated as transmembrane protein 104. Lineage: Eukaryota; Metazoa; Chordata; Actinopteri; Carangiformes; Carangidae. The record is from RefSeq and is a predicted model, not a curated record. Bases 272 to 1753 code for a protein of 493 amino acids. The transcript has 10 exons.
GCAGGUCAGCUGUUUGGUUAGUUUACUGCCUCCAGUCAACCCACUGUUGGAGCCUUGUUAGCCCAUGGAAAAGUGGCUCCAUCUAAGCUUUCCUCCAACUAUCUAAAACCGAAACAGCUCAUGUUAGCUUGGUUGCAAGGCUCUGCGUUUUUUUUAGCUAGCUCCUGUGGAUUUGAUACGGCAGACAGUUUGGAGCAACCUGCUAGCCUAGCAGCUAAGUUAGCAAGAUACACUGGAAAGGAGUAAGGUUAAGACCAGUGUCAUCAAAACCAUGGCAGGUGGAAUUACAGAGACCGGGGAACCCUACUCCGCCUUUGUGGGGCUGGUGUAUAUGUUCAAUCUGAUUGUGGGAACCGGAGCUCUGACGAUGCCCAAAGCCUUUGCUACAGCCGGUUGGGUGGUCAGCUUAGCACUCAUCUCAUUUUUAGGAUUCAUGAGCUACAUGACCACCACUUUCGUGAUUGAGGCGAUGGCGGCGGCCAAUGCUCAGCUGCGCUGGAAGAGGAGAGAGCAGGAGGAGAUCGACGACAGCGACUCCACGUCUGAGUAUUCGGAUGAUGAUGUCAUGGGCCGAGGCCGAUCGGAGCCGGAGACGAAGCCCAUCUUGUCUGUUCAGAGAUCAGGAGGUCACACCGAUCAUUUCGACAUUGUGGAGCGGGUCGAGAUGGGUCAAAUGGCCUCCAUGUUCUUCAACAAAGUCGGCGUCAAUAUGUUCUACAUCUGCAUCAUAGUCUAUCUGUACGGGGACCUGGCCAUCUACGCAGCAGCUGUGCCUAUAUCGCUAAUGGAAGUUGCCUGUGGAAACCACUCCUGCAGCGCGGGAAGUGUGAAGUACAACGAUACAGACCCUUGCUGGGGCUCCGUCACAAGGAAAGAUGCGUACAGGGUGUUUCUGAGUGUGUUCACUGUUCUUUUGGGACCUUUUACCUUCUUCAGCGCUCAGAAGACCAAAUAUCUUCAGAUCCUCACCUCAUUCAUGCGCUGGAUCGCCUUCACCAUGAUGAUCAUCUUGGCUCUUAUCCGCAUUGGUAAAGGCACCGGUGAGGGCCACCCGCCAGUCGCCUCCCUCUCUGGAGUCCCCAACCUGUUCGGGGUGUGCGUCUACUCCUUCAUGUGCCAGCACUCCCUGCCCUCCCUGGUGACGCCCAUCUCCGAGAAGAAACGUGUCGGCACCCUGGUGCUGGCAGACUACAUCCUGAUCCUAGGCUUCUACGUCCUCCUCUCGUUCACCGCCAUCUUCUGCUUCGACAGCUCGCUGCUGCACGACAUGUACACCCUGAACUUCACGGACAACUGCGACGUGUUGGACAUCCCAGUGCUGCGCUACUUCUUAGGCCUGUUCCCAGUUUUCACCAUCAGCACCAACUUCCCCAUCAUCGCCGUCACGCUCCGCAACAACUGGAAGACCCUGUUCCACCGGGACGGAGGCACCUACCCGUGGGUGGUGGACCGCGUUGUGUUUCCCCUCAUUACCCUGGUGCCCCCCAUCGUGGUGGCCUUCUGCACCCACAACUUGGAGUCCCUGGUGGGUAUUACAGGAUCCUAUGCUGGCACAGGCAUCCAGUACAUUAUCCCGGCCUGCCUUGUUUAUUACGCAAGACGCCAUCUUGAGCCCGUGGUGGGCAGAGAUGCCAUCAACAAGCACCAGUCCCCCUUCCGCCAUGCCUUCUGGGUGUGGUUUGUUUUGCUGUGGGCCGCCUUCUGCCUCAUGUUUGUCACAGCCAACAUCAUCCUGACUGACACCAGGAAAUGAGAACUCACUGUUCCCAAAACUUUCUAAACAAAAAAAAUCUCUUAUCUGUUCGGCCGGUUUCUUUGUUCAUUGACACGAGGCCUUACUUGCUGCUGGUUGGACAGUGUGCCUUUUUUAUGGGACUUUUGUUGCAUAAACUAAACGUAAUUAAGAGUAAUUUAUCAAAUUUGUUAAAAGGGACCAAAUGUCAAGUGUUUAUGUUCCAUUAUAAAAGCUGGAACAGUGCAUGAAACUAUUGAAAGGGAAUUUAUUAAAAUGAUCUUUUGUAAACAAACACCUGACAGUCUGAGGUUUGCACUUACAGAACUUUCCCAAAAAAAACAAAAAGGGGGGUUCAAUACGCUUCAAAUGAACUGUUUCAUUCAAAGUGUUGUACGCACAUGUAUAAACUGUAUAAAGUUGGGAGGGUUGUCGGAUUGUCGGUUUUGGAAAGUCACAAAGAUUGUCGGACACAGGGACAGGGGGUGUCAGAUGCUAUCUUAGUAUGCCUCACUCAAAUCCCAAACUAUGGGGAAGUUAGAGUGUUGAGGUGGUGAAUGAUCCACUGGACCUUCAGGGCAGAUUGUUCCAAUAAAAAUAUAUUGAAGCGACUGAAAGAGUCGAGUAGCGACAAGAAAAAGCGACUGUCACACCUUGACUCGUGUCCUGCUUGGCAUCCACACAGCUUAAUAAUGAAAUUGGAACAGAAACCAACAGAAGAAGAAGAAAAAAAAAAACGAACAAAUCAGGGAUGAUCAGUCUUUCACGGCUGACGUGUAUCCAUUCCUCAGCGGCGGCCGCCUCCGAUCUCCUCGUCCCGCUUGUGAACGAUGAAGCUCCGUCCGUGACAGAUCCAGACAGAUGGGCCUCCAGGAAGAGCUCCAUCUCAGUUUAUCACCAGACGCUCUCGCACCUGUAGUUCACACACAGGGCAUGUCUCCCGUCUCUUACUGCUCAGCACCCAUUCAUGACUCUGUCAGGCUCAUAUCUGUAUCUAUCACACAGCCCAACACCUGACAGGAUAAUCGUGAUCUACAGUGCCCCAUGGCUGUGGGGAGUGCCAACAGUGGCCCAAAGUGAAGGGCCACCACUGGGCCAACUGUAACUACACAGCUUCAUACACUACACUCUGUACUAUAGCUCAAUAAUCCUGAUUUCACUGACACUUGGCAGCUUUCUCUCUUGAGUUGUGCCUGUUAAUGAACUCACUUACUCCCCUUACAUUUCCAUCUCGGACCCGUCUAAUGGUUCUGUCUCUGCUUUUCACAGUUCGUACAAAAAAAAAAAAAAAAAAACAUUUUUUCCUCUUCAUUUUUAGUGGAUUUGUUUUGCAGAUUUUUAGGUGAAUGAAAUGUACAAUGGAGGUGCUCUAAGUACAACUAGCUGUGGGCUGUUUUCUUAGGGAUUAUUUAUUCAGGAGAAAGUAGCGCCACUGCGAACUGUAGGUAGUGCGUUCUGUGGAUUGUCAAGGACACUUUCUGGAAAGAUAUGUUGCUUUUUUUUCAUUUUUAAAUGUCAUUUUUCAAAUGUGUGUGCACCACCUAUGAUAUUCCAUCCACCUCCAUGGUGACGGGAGAAAUCUCAGAGGCAGAUGUCACCGUGUGAAUUGACCCUUUGCACUUUACGUUCGCUUAUAGUGUUCAGGGUACCACGGGACUUUAGCAGUGUAGGAGACCGGAGCUGGAUGAUGUGUUGAUUCAUACCAAGUCCACUGUUUAACAAAUGCCGUGUUUGAAAUCACUCACCAUUUGCUACUACAGUGUAAAUAGUGUAUAUGUGUGAAUUCCUCCAUUCUUCACCUGUGAUGGAUGUUUUACUCAUGUGACCUGUCAGUUUUUAUUAUGUAGGAAACAGUGAGUGAGUGAACGAGGAGUUUCAAACACAGCUGCAGCUUUAACUCGGUGCUCAGUGGAUAAAUACGUCAAACGGUAACCAUAGCAACAGACCUUGAAAGUGCACAAACAAACUAGAAACACUUAAAAAAAAAAAAAAAAAUAUGGAUGAUUUUUACUUCUGUAAUUGUCCGUGGUUAUAAGCAUGAUAAUACACUCAAAGAUGUUCUGUUAUAGAACCUGAUGGACACCAACCAGACACUUUGUCCAUUAUUAUUGCUUACAUGAUGUCAUGAUAUGAGAGACUACAAAUCAUCUGGGAUCUUGAUUAGUGAAAUGUUGUUCUUAACAGCUGCUUCAUGAUUACGUGACAAAGUAAUUUGACUGUCGACACAACCUGUUCGGUCAACAAAUCCAUAGCACAAACAGCUUUUUAAUGUUUUUGUUGGGUUUUUUUCUUCUUCUCCUACAUGCGCACCCUCCGGAAAACAUAAAUAGUCAUAAAAAAUCUUAUUAUAUCAUUAUUCAUAGAGACUUCUUCCUGGCACAUACCCCAGCUGUUGUAGCCCUGGUGCACUGUUGAAGGCUGUAGAGGUGUCUCCGGUCGCGGUGCUGCAGAGACAAACGUCAUCAACGUCACCAAACUGCAGUGAGAAUCUGCAUCUCAGCAGCAGAUCCUCAUCAUUUAGAGAUGAUCGGUAAACACUGCUGGUUGUCACACACAGCUGUCUGUCUCCGUCAGCUUUUGUCUAAUCUGGGUGGUCAUGGACGAGGAGUCUGUAAGAGUCUCUGCAUGCAGAAACACACAAAGCAUCGUUGUUAUCCGUCAUUUAUAUGUUUACGUUCUCACUUGUUGUGCUGUUCGGUUUUCAUCCUCCCAGAUCCAGAUGUUACAGGUGUUUUUUUUUUGUUUUGUUUAGUUUUUUUCCUUCUUCACCUGAAGAUGGAACAUUUAAAUGAAAACAUUUUCUUUGAUACAGUAGAUAUUUAUAAUUUCAUCAGCUGGAGGCAAAUACAAGAUUGUGCGAGAGUGCGUGAGUGAGUGAACAAUCAGAUGUUGAAUAUGUUGAAUGUGGUUUCGAUGACUCUUGUUUGGAGUUGUGAAAUGUGCCUUUUUUUUUUUUCAGGGUUAUUUUCUCGCCCUAAACUUAUCGACUGUUUUUGUCGUCCGUUGAAAAGCAGCUUGCCAUUUCAUUUAGCUGACAAUCAGUGUGUCCCCAAAAUACAUCCUCAUCCUUUCUUUUCUUGUCUUCUCUGUAAUUUCAGUUCUUUUUUUUCUGUUACAUGAAUUUUCCAUAAGUUCAGUGUGUUUCUGAGAAUUGUGUUGGUUUGUCUUUCUAGAUCCAUGUUUCUGGUGUUUGUUUACAAUCAUUUGGCCAGCCUGUGAUAUGGAUGUUUACUGGUUCAAUGUUUGAUUUUUAUGAUUCACAAAAAAAAUAAAUGCUUUAUGUUCAUCUGAA